UCCAUCUGGCUAUCCUCUCCUCGCCGACACCCGGGACCCACAUGGCAGCCACCCGCUCCCCGCCCGCCGCCGCCAGCGGCGACCACCACCGGUUCCUCCGCCCCGGCGCCCUCGCCCGCCUCCGCGACGUCAGGCUCCGCCGCGGGAGCCGCGCCUCCCGCCUGGCCCCGCCCUCGUCGCCGGCGACGGCGUCCCCCGCGUCACCGCCUCCUCCUCCUGCGGCUGGCGACGGCGAUGGCGGCGCGGCCGUGCCGUACUUCGUGCCCGUCUCGAGGAUCCUCGCGCCGCGGUGCCCCCAGCGGAAGAAGCUUGCGGCAGCCAAGUACGCGGUGCUCUUCUCCCCGCCGCCCCCGAGCCCCGAUCUGCCCGUCGAGGCGGCUAUCGAGUUCCUGAGCUCGUCUGACAUGGUGGUCGCCGCGCACUAGAGUGCCUCGCAGUACUGUUGUAUUAGUCGUAGUAGCUUGUAGAUUUGUGGAUCUAUUCCUUGCUUGCUUCCUUAGCUUAGUGAGCUAUAAAAUCUUCCUCGUUUUGUUUGUACUGAUCUUGCUGUGAAAACAAAGAUAAAGAAGAGUGAGUCUGAUAUGAAAUACAUAAUUACAAGAAAUUGGGGAAAUAAACC
Messenger RNA from Panicum hallii, 619 nucleotides. RefSeq lists its product as uncharacterized. NCBI's taxonomy places the organism in Eukaryota, Viridiplantae, Streptophyta, Magnoliopsida, Poales, Poaceae. The coding region runs from base 42 to 425 and encodes 127 amino acids. The transcript has a single exon. The record is from RefSeq and is a predicted model, not a curated record.